AUGGUGAUUCCUACUCAUAUUUUGGCCAAUGCUAAGGGUCUGGUGGUGCUGACGGUGUUGAAAGCCGGGUUUUUGUUCUCGGGACGGGCUGGUUCAGGUGUCAUUGUGGCGAGAUUGCCAGACGGGUCGUGGUCAGGCCCUUCGGCCGUGGUCACAGCUGGUGCCGGUGUAGGAGGCCAGAUUGGCGCUGAAUUGACGGAUUUUGUUUUUAUUUUGAAUACUAAAGCUGCUGUGGAUACGUUUGCUCAGGCUGGGUCAAUCACUCUCGGUGGUAAUGUUUCGCUGGCAGCGGGUCCUUUGGGACGAAAUGCCGAGGCAGCAGGCUCAGCGUCGCUGAAAUCAGUGGCUGCGGUGUUUUCUUAUUCAAAGACAAAGGGUCUGUUUGCUGGUAUAUCUCUUGAAGGAUCAGUACUGGUAGAACGUCGUGAAGCUAAUCGCAAAUUCUACGGAAACAAUUGUACAGCCAAAUCAAUUCUGGGUGGCCGAGUCGACCCACCUCCAGAAUGCGAUCCUCUAUUCAGAGUUCUCGAGUCUCGAGCUUUUAGAGGAGUACGACCAUCAGAUUUCGAGGACGAUUAUUACGACGAUAUUCCCGAUUAUAAUUCAGACAGCAGCAGUGUAAGCGGCGGUGGCAACUAUUCAUCAUCACCCAGACGAGGCUCGAGAAGAGCCGCUUAUGACGAUGAUUAUGACGAUGAUGGCGAUGUAUAUGGUGACCGACGACGAGGUGGUAGUGGUGGUGGCAAUGGAUCUCGUCGUGGAGGUGGAGGCGGAAGUAGUAGUAGCUGGCAAGACGAUUUAUACGACCGACCAGCCUCGUCAGGAACUCGGUCUGGACAAAGACGAUAUGACGAUGACGACGGCGAUUUAUACGACCGGAGUAAUAACCGGAACCGGGAUCAUGACCGUGAUCGUGGAGUUGAUGACGUGACACGACGAAUGGGCCGAGCCAAUUUCAGGUCGACGUACUCGGACAAACCGCCCGGCCGUCCAGCAGCCCCGAAACCAAGUAAUCGUGACUACGAUUAUGACAACGACGAUGACGACGCAUACUAUUCACGAAAACGUAACGACCGGACCCAACACCGACAAGCAUCGCCAGCCAAACCUGCCCGAGUACCACCAUCGAGUUCCGGCGGCGAAGAAGCAGUUGCUCGAUACACUUUCGACGGCGAACAAGACGGCGACCUGUCGUUCCAGAAGGGCGAUAUCAUCACCAUCGUCAAACGCAGUGACUCCACCGACGACUGGUGGACCGGCAAAACUGCCACCGGCCAGGGAAUCUUCCCGGCCAACUACGUCGACCUCCUGUAG
Molecule: messenger RNA, 1314 nt
Organism: Sugiyamaella lignohabitans
Lineage: Eukaryota; Fungi; Ascomycota; Dipodascomycetes; Dipodascales; Trichomonascaceae
Gene: YSC84
Product: Ysc84p
Exons: 1
Coding region: 1-1314 (437 amino acids)
Biological process (GO): actin cortical patch localization; actin filament bundle assembly
Cellular component (GO): actin cortical patch
Molecular function (GO): actin filament binding; phosphatidylinositol binding
Source: RefSeq, a predicted model, not a curated record